This is a messenger RNA of Mycena indigotica, 930 nucleotides long. RefSeq names its product Purine nucleoside phosphorylase. Gene Ontology annotation, biological process: nucleoside metabolic process. Bases 1 to 930 code for a protein of 309 amino acids. The transcript is spliced from 6 exons. Gene Ontology annotation, molecular function: purine-nucleoside phosphorylase activity. Gene Ontology annotation, cellular component: cytoplasm. NCBI's taxonomy places the organism in Eukaryota, Fungi, Basidiomycota, Agaricomycetes, Agaricales, Mycenaceae. The record is from RefSeq and is a predicted model, not a curated record.
AUGCACGACUUUCCGGAUCUUCCUUUCGAUGCAGCAAUUGAGGCUAUCAAAGCCACAGUCCCUUCUCAUCUGCAAUCCCCCCGUGUAGGAAUCGUUUGUGGCUCCGGACUCAGCGGCCUCGUCGACUCGAUUCGUGACCUCCAUCUCGUCCCUUACAACACGAUCCCUGGUUUUGCAGAGAGCACAGUGCCUGGCCACAAAAGCUCUCUUGCUUUCGGACUUAUGGGUUCCGGGGAGGGUGUCCCUGUCGUCGCCAUGCUUGGUCGUUUCCAUCCCUAUGAAGGGCAUGAUCUCCGCGUUGUGGUCUACCCGAUUCGAGUCAUGGCCCGUCUCGGAAUCACCAACCUUAUCUUAACCAAUGCUGCCGGAGGUCUCAAUCCCAACUUGGCAGUUGGAACCAUCGUGGCACUACACGAUCAUCUGGCUCUCCCCAACAUGACUGGCAUGAAUGCUUUACUUGGCCCUCUUACUUCAUCGUCUCAUGCCCGCUUUGUCCCUCUUUCCGACGCUUACUCACCUGCUCUCCGACGUCUGCUGUUUCUUGGCGCCCACCAUCUUGGGUUAUCGGCUGACGAGGUGACUGAAGGCACUUAUGCGUGGGUUAGUGGGCCAACAUAUGAAUCCCCUGCAGAGGGUCGCUUCCUCCGGCUGGUUGGAGCAGACGUUGUGGGCAUGAGCACCGUUCCAGAAGUCCUUGCCGCCCGCCAAGAAGGAUUGAAUGUCAUGGCCCUGAGUCUGGUCACAAACGCAGUGGUCAUUCCUGAAACAUAUCGUGACAUUAGAGCAGAAGUAGCUACUGAACUGGCAGGGAAACCUGUUGAGCUCCCUCCAGCACAGGUAGUGUCCCAUGAGGAAGUUUUAGAAAUCGGCAAAGCGAAGGGUCAAGUUAUGAUGAAGCUCGUCGAAUAUGUUGUCAGCGCGCUUUCAUAG